CUCGCGACCACUUCGACGACAACCUCUCCUCCUCAAAUAUAAACCGCAAUCAUGACUGGAGGUGUCUCUGUCCGCGAUGUUGAUGCGCAAAAGUUCAUCAACGCAUACUCUGCUUUCUUGAAGAGACAGGGAAAGCUCCCUAUCCCAGGUUGGGUCGACACGGUCAAGACCGGCGCCGCCAAGGAGCUCCCACCGCAGUCGAUCGACUGGUACUACGUCCGCGCCGCGUCCAUCGCCCGCCACGUCUACCUCCGCAAGACCGUCGGUGUCGGCCGUCUUCGCAAGGUCCACGGCUCCACCCGCAACCGUGGCUCGCGCCCAUCCCACCACGUCGAUGCUUCCGGCUCCGUUGACCGCAAGGUCAUGCAGUCCCUUGAGAAGAUCGGUGUCCUCGAGCAGGAUGAGGACAAGGGAGGCCGCAGGAUCACCCAGUCCGGCCAGCGUGAUUUGGACCGUAUCGCCCAGACCACCCUUGAGGCUGAGGAGGAGGAUGAUGAUGAGUAAAUUCUCGGCUCACUCUGAAUUGGACUUGGAACUCGGUGCGCUUUCGGGCAUGGGAUGAAAAGGAGUUUAUAGCAUUGUGGACCGCGUAUCUGGGUCGCAGGUGUACUUCACAUAUCAUGAAAUGGAAAGCUCUGACGACCAUGAAAUAUGAUACCCUUACUGGCU
Messenger RNA from Pseudogymnoascus destructans, 669 nucleotides. RefSeq names its product 40S ribosomal protein S19 (gene RPS19). The transcript has 4 exons. The record is from RefSeq and is a predicted model, not a curated record. Gene Ontology annotation, cellular component: ribosome; cytosolic small ribosomal subunit. Bases 52 to 504 code for a protein of 150 amino acids. Gene Ontology annotation, molecular function: RNA binding; structural constituent of ribosome. Gene Ontology annotation, biological process: translation; ribosomal small subunit assembly. Lineage: Eukaryota; Fungi; Ascomycota; Leotiomycetes; Thelebolales; Thelebolaceae.